UCGCUCGAGUGUGUCUCUGCCUGGGUUGGUGUAGUCUGAGGGAUGGGGGGUUAGAGCCUGCACCGUCAACUACCUGUGUGGCCCCCGCAUGGAGGACAGUGGCCAGGGAUGCGUUUUACCUCGAGACACGAACCCUCCUCUGCAUUUUAUCGGGGCAUGCCGACGUUGCGACAUUUUUAUUGACAACAUAAAAGCAGUGGUAGGAGGACAUGAGCUGCAGUGCGUAAUAGGAGGAGGAGGAGUGGAAGUUGGGACGCAGCGGUGCGGUUUUUGAUAGUCGGAAUAAAACAUGAUGACAGUCCUGUUAUUGCCUACCUGGAGCACUGUUUGACCAAAUCUGACAAAGAUGGUGUCUUCCUCCAUCUGUGUCUCCCUGUCAUCUAGGCAUUGCACGUGCCGACUUUUUUUCUGAGACUAUGCCUUUGUGAGAGAAACUCUGGCUCGUCACCCUCGCCGGGAUUCCCCCGCAAUAUUUUCAACAAGAGACGAGGAAAAAAAAAUUCUGCAAAAAUGGACAAAGAAACUAUUGGUACUCAAUAUGAACCUGUGGCCGAGAUUGGAGAAGGAGCUUACGGGAAAGUGUACAAGGCGAGAGAUUUGAAGAACGGGGGACGCUUUGUAGCCCUAAAAAGAGUUCGUGUGCAGACCGAGGAAGAGGGAAUGCCACUCUCCACCAUCCGGGAGGUGGCGGUGCUGAGGCAGCUUGAGGCGUUCGAGCACCCCAAUGUUGUCAGGUUGUUUGAUGUGUGUACAGUAUCUCGGACUGACCGGGAAACCAAACUAACUCUGGUCUUUGAGCACGUGGAUCAGGACUUGACUACCUACCUGGAGAAGGCCCCUGACCCCGGAGUGCCGCCCGAGACCAUCAAGGAUAUGAUGUACCAGCUGCUCCAGGGGUUGGACUUCCUGCAUUCGCACCGCGUUGUUCACCGUGACCUGAAGCCCCAAAACAUCCUGGUCACCAGCGGAGGACAGAUCAAAUUGGCCGACUUUGGUCUAGCCCGCAUCUACAGCUUCCAGAUGGCGCUCACGUCUGUGGUGGUGACGCUCUGGUACAGAGCCCCAGAGGUGCUGCUUCAGUCCAGCUACGCUACACCGGUGGACCUGUGGAGUGUCGGCUGCAUCUUUGCUGAGAUGUUCAGGAGAAGACCGCUGUUUCGAGGAAACUCAGAUGUUGAUCAGCUGGGAAAGAUUUUUGAUGUUGUUGGAGUACCUUCAGCAGAAGACUGGCCCCAGGAAGUGGCCCUACCACAGAGUGCCUUCACACCCCGGCCCCCAAAACCAAUAGAGGACUUGGUUCCAGACAUGGAUGAGCAAGGACGGGCUUUAUUAAUGCAAUUCCUCGCCUUCAACCCCUCCAGAAGAAUAUCGGCCUUCGCUGCUCUGAGUCACCCCUACUUUCAAAGCGUGGACAGCCACAGCAGAAGUGUCUACGCGGCGCAGCCCAUCCCCAGCAACAAGCCCACUAUGGAGGAGAGGACGGCCUGAUGGUCCCCGAUUCACCUUUAGCCAUGUCCGCAGAAAGUAUUCUCAGCGCCCCCUCCUUGGCGUUUCUCAUGUUAUGCUGUUUCUGCAGCGUUAAGUCAAAUAACAUGAAGGAAGAUUUUUGACACAGAUCAACAGAAAAGAUUUCAAUUUCAAAGUGAAGACAAAUCUGUAGAAAAAUAACGUUUAGGGUCAGCUGACAGCCUGUCCCGUGCAGCUUUGAGAUUUUACGUUGCUUAAACAAAAAUGGCAUUAUUCUUCAUUUUCCUGCAUUUAUUUGACUCACUUAUCCUCACAAAUCCCAAACGGCCUGCAUUAAAUAUGUGUCGCCACAGCAUGAUGCUGCAACCACCCUGCUUUGCAUAGCAUUUAAUGUGUGUUGGUGAAAAACACCAGAGCCUUGUUUUGGGUUUUUUUUUUUUUUUUUUUGGCAAAUGCAAGCAGACAUGUCAUGAGAUUUUUCAAUAGUGGCUUUCUUUUUAUUAGUUGACUUUAAUUCUAGCCGGGAGACAUCAGCUGCCCAUCUCAUUUAUUCAUUUCAGCUGUUGGACCCUCCAGAUAAAAGUACAUUUAACUAAUUAAAAAAAAACCUCACAUCUUGAUCAUAACUGGCAACCGUUGUCUACAACAGUGGAUAAAAGUGUGUCAUAACUAAGUGUUAUUGUUUAAGAUACGCCAUCUUUUUCUCUGGUAAUCUGUGUCAAAAAGCUUAAUUCUCGUCUCGUGUUUUAUAUGAAUCGAAAACCGGGAGGGGGCUUUUUAUCGCCAAUGUACAAAGCUCCAUGGAAGUACACGGAAAGAGAGAGCGUCUGAACAGACGACACGGACGCUCUCCCCCCUGACCCAUGCACAAAAGCCCUCUUCCCAUGAACUGAUGGACUAUUAUAAUUGCUGCUUUUAGGUUGUGAAAAGUUUGUAAUUGACUGUGUAACAAUGCAAAGAGACUUGCAUCUCAGAUUGACUGUUAGAGGUGGGCGGAUGGACUCUUUAUGACCAGUGUUUAUCCUUGGAGGAACCCUCUUGAAAGGGGGACCGGACCGUACAGUACAAGAGCCGCGGGUGGACUGCAUGGAUUUCGCCUGCCUUAAUGCUUACUAAGGGUGCGCGUGGUGAGGUGACGGAAGCACAUUCACAAUACGUACACAACAUUUAGCGUGUCCACUGCCUCUGACACGAGCACGCUUAUGUACCUAUGUAAUCACUGAAACCUUAUUAGGCCUCACAAGCCAGCCAACCAGCCAGCCACUCACUGCCAUGUCGUUAUCAUUCCAGUUUUACGUACAAUAUUGCUGCCGCCUUGUGGAUGUCCGGAGUAACUGCAGACCAGUAGCGGGAUUCUAAUGGUUUCUGCACUCUUCAAGGAGCUCAUCGUAACGGGCUGAUAUCGGUGCUGAGACAAUGAUGAAAGAACUCAGAAAUGUUCCUGCCACUUAUUUUUAUUUUUUUUUUUAUUUUAAAUAACUUUUAGUCUACCAUCAUGGGCUUUUAUUAUUCUAAAAUCCAAUUAUUUACUAUCCAUCUGAAACAGUAAUGCACAGGCUUGCAAUCGGUGGGAAAAAAAUCCCGCCAGCACUAUUCAACAUGGAAACAUUUGGCAUAGUAUUGUGUCACCAAUAUUGUGUAUUUAAUUUUAAUUUUAUUGACAAGUCUUAUAUACUUGUUACUUGAUUUUUUAAGAUGCUGUUGCAUACAAUAUUCUUACACCAAUUACACCAACUUUUUUAAUGUCUCUAGAGUUUGUGUAAGAAUAGUUUGACAAUGAAAGGAAUGUAUAAAGGAUAGGCAUUGGUACUGUACAGUAUAUUGCGCUAGCUGUAAAGUGCAAGCUGUAAUGAUAGAAAACUUUGAUACGUGCAUUGUCAGCACAUAGAUAUGUUGUAAAAAUGGAUAGACGUAGAGUAGCGACGAGGGUCAGUGGAAUGUCGUAAAGCAAGUAUUGUGUCCCUUGGGUGAGUUCAGCGGGUGCUUAAUGGAUUGAGAGUGACUACAAAUUCUACAGUAGUUUUGAUAAUUAAAUAAUGCACAAUUAUUUUGUGGAAAGUGUUUUGCUUUUUAAAUGUGCCGUUGUAUUCAAAAUCUUUUUUUUUUUAUCAGCAAGGAAAAAGCAAUUUAUGCAGAGUUGUAUUUUUGUAUGUUGUAGUUCUUGCAGAACAGUAACAUUUUAACACUGGUUUAUGUUUUCUUAACAGGUAGUGCUGUUAGCACACACACACACAUACAGACACAUUCUCUGACUUUCUCAGGUUCUUGUUAUGGACGUCCGAACCAUUCGGGCACAGUUUGCACAUCUCUGGGCUACUAAAUGACCACAUUACAACUCCUUCAGGUUUUCUUUCAAGCUGUCUCACGAUCCUUGAUCAUAGUCUACUGUCAUUCCUAUUUAUCAAAUAUGUAUGUUACUGUAGUUAUUACUGUCUGAAGAUAACUGCCUGUAUAAACUGUUUUUGCCUACAACGUUUCAUUGCUACAUGGCAAACACGAUGAAAAUACACGUGUAAUUGUCGGAUUAACUAAACACUGUGUGGAUUUUCUCUAACUCAAUUCUGGGGAAGUGGUGCAUAGUACAAUGCAAUGAAAGCUACAAAUACAUUAGGCGUAGACGUUUACAACUAAAACAGUGGCUGCUUUAGUCUCAUUACAGUUAAUACAAUCACUGUAUGCUUCUCUUGUACCAGGCGUGUGAUGCAUUUCAAUCUAAUAACUGAACUGAUGUCCACUCUUGAACUUUCAUUGUUUUGAAAGAAACAUAGCUUGAUCCAUCAUAUCACUCAAAAUCGGCAUUAUACUUAUGUAUGAAUGCAUUGGUGUCUUAUUAUUGUCUUGCACCAGCUGAAUAAAAAGCAGCUUUUUAUGGA
Mugil cephalus (flathead mullet) is the source of this 4340-nucleotide messenger RNA. RefSeq names its product cyclin-dependent kinase 6 (gene cdk6). Gene Ontology annotation, molecular function: ATP binding; cyclin binding; cyclin-dependent protein serine/threonine kinase activity. Gene Ontology annotation, cellular component: nucleus; cytoplasm; cyclin-dependent protein kinase holoenzyme complex. Gene Ontology annotation, biological process: protein phosphorylation; regulation of G2/M transition of mitotic cell cycle; cell dedifferentiation. Bases 511 to 1488 code for a protein of 325 amino acids. Lineage: Eukaryota; Metazoa; Chordata; Actinopteri; Mugiliformes; Mugilidae. The record is from RefSeq and is a predicted model, not a curated record. The transcript is spliced from 8 exons.